CACUCCCUCCCUCUCUCUCUCUCUCUCUCUCACCCAAAUGCUCCUCCUCUUCCUCCCCCACCCUUCCCCUCUCCUCGUCGCCUUCCCCUCCCCUGCCUCGAGAAGUACCCGGGCCCGCCUCCCUCCCAUCCACGCCUCCGCCUCCCCUUCCCCGGAGCUCCUCGCCAAGUCGGCGCUCCGCCGCAUCUCCGACAAGCUCCGCAGCCUCGGCUACCUCGAGACCGACAGCCCGGAGGUCCCCGGUCCGGGGCCGGGCGCGGCUGGCCCGUCCCCCGGCGAGAUAUUCGUGCCCACCCCGGCCCAGCUCCCGCGCCACCGUGUCGGCUCCACCCUUGACCCGAGCUGGGCCACGGGCGAUGGGGAGGCGGGGGCCGCGUCCCGCCGCGGGAGGAGGCGCGGCGGCGCGGCCCCGGCGCCGCCGUCCGCCGCGGAGCUGGCGCUGCCGCGGGAUGAGAUGCGGCGGCUGCAGGGGGUCGGCAUCCGGCUGCGGAAGAGGAUCAAGGUCGGGAAGGCGGGUGUGACGGAGGGGAUCGUGAACGGGAUACACGAGCGGUGGCGCAACGCAGAGCUCGUGAAGAUCCGGUGCGACGACGUCUCCGCCAUGAACAUGAAGCGCACGCACGAGAUUCUCGAGAGGAAAACUGGAGGCUUAGUCAUUUGGAGAUCUGGAAGCACCAUCAUAUUAUAUAGAGGAAUUGACUAUAAGUACCCUUACUUUCAUGAUAGAGAAAAGAAGGAUGACAAGGAUGAAUCAUCAGAGCAUAGAAAUUCUGGAGAUGAGGAUGUGGAUCUUGCUAUAACAGCUGCUGAACAAAGUAGCAAUGAAGAGGAUGCUGAUAAUCCUGCAGAGCGUGGUAGUAAUCAUGCUCAGGAGGGCGAAGAUCUUGAUAUUGUAUAUGGAGAAAAGGAGAAUAUAGGAGAGGAAAAUAAGAAUCCUCACAUAGUAUCUUUUGAGCAGGACGACAUUGGAAAGAAAGAUACAAAUCAUCUCACACAUGUUGAUGUGCUUGAGGGAAAUUUAGACAUUGGAUCUAUAAAGCAAAACAUUAGCAGUGUUCCAAAAGAGCAGCAAUCAAUAUUACAUACAAACACUAACGCAGGUCAUUCUAGCGAGAUCAGUAGUCAAGCUCGAUCAACUUUAGUUGCUGGCGUUGGUUCUCUGAAUAAGUUUCGGUUACAAUUACCUGGGGAGGUCAAACUCACAGAGGAGGCUGACAAAUUAUUGGAUGGUUUGGGUCCACGGUUUUCUGAUUGGUGGGGGUAUGACCCUCUUCCAGUGGAUGCUGAUUUGUUGCCAGCAAUUGUUCCUGGAUUCCGUAGACCUUUCCGUCUGCCUCCUUCAGGUGUACCUCCGAAGUUAACCGAUAGAGAAAUGACUAUCCUUAGGAGACUAGCUCGUCCCCUGCCCUACCAUUAUGCACUUGGACGAAGUAGUAACCUUCAAGGGUUGGCUGCAUCUAUGAUCAAACUGUGGGAAAGAUGUGAGGUAGCAAAGGUCGCAAUUAAGAGAGGUGCACACAACAUUGAUAGUGAUAUCAUCUCUGAGGAACUAAAGGGCUUGACAGGUGGGACCCUUUUAUCAAGGGAUAAUGAGUCAAUUGUAUUUUACAGAGGGAAAGAUUUCCUGCCCACAGCUGUCUCUCUUGCAAUAGAGAAGCGUAGAAAGUAUGGCAAUUCUACAAUAAGUAACUCUAAGCUUAAUAUUGAUGACAGCGCACUGCAAAAUUCUUCUAAACUGAAGACGACAACUGAUAUUUCAGUGGAUGGGCAUGAGUGCUAUGAAAAGAAGCAUAACGAAGAAACUUCUGUUUCAGAGAAUAUAGCACAAUCUCUUAAUGUGGUUGCCCAGAAUGUUGAGGCCAGACUAUCUCAGGCAAUUGCAGAGAAAGAGAAGACUGAAAAGCUUAUUGAUGAGCUAGAAAAGACAUCUUGGCCUUCUAGAGCUGAAACUAGUGAGGCUAUAUCAGGAGAGGAGAGGUUCAUGUUGAGGAAAGUUGGUUUGAAGAUGAAACCAUUCCUGUUACUAGGAAGGAGAGGAGUUUUUGAUGGUACUGUUGAAAAUAUGCACCUUCACUGGAAGUAUCGAGAACUUGUCAAAAUUAUAUGCAAAGAACACAGCAUUAAAGAUGUUGAAUAUGCUGCUCGAAUUCUAGAGGCAGAGAGUGGUGGUAUAUUGGUGGCAGUGGAAAGAGUGAGCAAAGCACAUGCAAUUAUCAUAUAUCGUGGAAAGAACUACCAGAGGCCAUCAACUCUUAGGCCAAAAUCUUUGUUAAAUAAAAGGGAUGCCUUGAAGCGCUCUGUGGAGCAUCAGCGUUAUAAGUCCCUGAAGCUUCAUGUGCUUAACCUUUCAAAGAAGAUAGACUACUUGAGGGAUCAGAUGGGUGAACCUGUGACUUCAACUAAUCGGAUGAACUCAGACAACCAAAAUACAGGCAGUCUUGGUCUCAGUGUUGAUUCCAGAACAUUAAUGGACAAAAACGAAGAAGUGGCUGAAGUUCUUCCUGAGUGUUCCGAGUCAGUGGUUGAAGAACAUUCUUCAGGUCAAAGUGAAACAGAUGGAACCUCAAUUUUAACCGAGCCUGGAGUUCCUUUGGAUGUGCAGAACAAGCUAUGUUUCAACAUGUCUGAGACUGCAAGUUCCUGUCUGCCUGAGAGUACAAGUACUUCAUCAGAUAAUAUGAUCAAACACCAAAGUCAACUUAGUUCUUCUGUGACGCACAAUUCAGAUGAUCAUAGUGUAGGCUAUUCAAAAAUAGGAACUCUUACAACCGUACAUGAGCCAAACUUGGAUGAGAAAUCUACUCCUCACUUUCCUGUCGCUACUGCUCCACUCUCAAACCGUGAAAGGCUUAUGCUAAGGAAGCAAGCUCUGAAACUGAAGAAACGGCCAGUACUAGCUAUUGGGAGGAAUAAUGUUAUCACAGGAGUUGCAAAAACAAUAAAAACACACUUCAAGAAGCAUCCUCUUGCUAUUGUUAAUAUCAAGAACAGAGCUGACGGAACUCCAAUUCAGCAAUUGAUUUCAGAACUAGAGGAGGCAACUGGAUCAAUUCUAGUGUCACGGGAACCAAAUAAAGUGAUUUUGUACAGAGGUUGGGGAGCAGAUGUGGCCCAGAAUAGCUCAAAUGGAACUAGUACUGAACAAGUUGAGAAAGAGGUGAUAUCACCUCAGCUCCUGGAAGCCAUCAGAUUAGAAUGUGGAUUACAGCCGGAUGAAUCAGAGUAGAUAAUGUAUCUUAGAUCCUGCAAGAAGCAGCAUUCUAUCUUCGGCCGUGGAAGAUGGAGCAAAGUCAUCUUACAGACAUGCCGGUAGUGAAGCCGCAUGUAUGAAAUAUUGUGGAACUACACCGUACUGACAUAGUUGCGUUUUCCCUUGCCCUUUCUAACCAUACAGUUUUUUGGUUGGCCUCCUCUUCUUGCUCGUUGACGUGCUGUUUAGUUUGAGAAUGUAGACACGAACAAUGUUUUAUAUGUAGUGUCCCCUUGUCUUCUUCCUUUUUAGUAGUAAAUCUCAAGCAUCUGAAAGCCCUAACUGGAUAUAAUAUUUUCCUACAUCCUACAAUGUAUUCUCAGUG
Oryza brachyantha (malo sina) is the source of this 3575-nucleotide messenger RNA. Its product is annotated as CRM-domain containing factor CFM2, chloroplastic. Gene Ontology annotation, molecular function: mRNA binding. Gene Ontology annotation, biological process: RNA splicing, via transesterification reactions. The record is from RefSeq and is a predicted model, not a curated record. The transcript is spliced from 13 exons. The coding region runs from base 38 to 3226 and encodes 1062 amino acids. Lineage: Eukaryota; Viridiplantae; Streptophyta; Magnoliopsida; Poales; Poaceae.